CUCACCUGCAAGAACAUUUUCAGCUUCACAACCCCAAAACUCUCUAUCCCUCUCUCUCUCUCUCUCCCUAACACGCCUCAAUAAUAUCAAAACCUAACCCUAAUCUCAUCUCCUUCGACUCUCGCCGGUCGCUCACCGGCGACUAUGACCUGAGUCUCACUCCCCGUUUCCGGCGAGUCCAGCUCCCACCGUCUGAACGGAUCGAGAGAACCUUUUUUCAGAGAGAGACGCCGCGAUGCCGUCGCAUUCCGAUCUGGACCGUCAGAUCGAUCACCUGAUGCAGUGCAAGCCUCUGCCUGAGUCGGAGGUGAGGGCGCUAUGCGAGCAGGCCAGGGCGAUCUUGGUGGAGGAGUGGAAUGUGCAACCAGUCAAAUGUCCCGUCACGGUGUGUGGGGACAUCCACGGUCAGUUCCACGAUCUCGUUGAGCUUUUCCGGAUCGGUGGCAGUGCUCCUGAUACCAAUUACCUCUUCAUGGGCGACUAUGUAGAUCGAGGGUACUAUUCAGUGGAGACUGUCACACUUCUUGUUGCUCUGAAAGUGCGUUAUAGAGAUAGAAUCACAAUUCUGAGAGGAAAUCAUGAAAGUAGGCAAAUUACUCAAGUGUAUGGAUUUUAUGAUGAAUGUUUAAGGAAAUAUGGAAAUGCUAAUGUCUGGAAGUACUUCACUGACCUUUUCGAUUACCUGCCUCUUACAGCCUUAAUUGAGAGUCAGAUCUUCUGCUUGCAUGGUGGACUCUCUCCAUCUUUAGAUACUUUAGAUAAUAUUCGUGCUCUGGACCGGAUACAGGAGGUUCCUCAUGAGGGUCCAAUGUGCGAUCUCUUGUGGUCUGAUCCGGAUGAUCGAUGUGGGUGGGGAAUAUCUCCUCGGGGUGCUGGAUACACAUUUGGGCAAGACAUUGCCUCUCAGUUUAACCACACAAAUGGGCUCACUCUUAUUUCUAGAGCUCAUCAGCUUGUUAUGGAAGGUUACAAUUGGUGCCAGGAUAAGAAUGUUGUGACAGUGUUUAGUGCUCCAAAUUACUGUUAUCGGUGUGGAAAUAUGGCUGCAAUUCUUGAGAUAGGAGAGAAUAUGGAACAGAAUUUCCUUCAGUUUGACCCAGCUCCGCGUCAGGUUGAGCCUGAUACCACUCGCCGAACCCCCGACUAUUUUUUGUAAUCCCCAUUAACUCUCCAAGUAUUUGGCAAUUUUUGUUGUGUUGUGUCGUUUUUUGUAGAUUUGUCUUGCAAAAAGAAGAGUUUUGGUGUUUAAUUGAGAAGAUACAGCGUGAACGUACUUAUGAUUAUUAUGUUGGUUAAUAUUCUCCAUUGUCAAGUUGAAAUGAGUUUAUAGGAUUUACCUUGUA
This is a messenger RNA of Humulus lupulus (European hop), 1343 nucleotides long. Its product is annotated as serine/threonine-protein phosphatase PP2A catalytic subunit-like. The record is from RefSeq and is a predicted model, not a curated record. Gene Ontology annotation, biological process: peptidyl-serine dephosphorylation; mitotic cell cycle. The coding region runs from base 236 to 1156 and encodes 306 amino acids. NCBI's taxonomy places the organism in Eukaryota, Viridiplantae, Streptophyta, Magnoliopsida, Rosales, Cannabaceae. The transcript is spliced from 6 exons. Gene Ontology annotation, molecular function: protein serine/threonine phosphatase activity. Gene Ontology annotation, cellular component: cytosol.